This is a messenger RNA of Bipolaris maydis ATCC 48331, 195 nucleotides long. The record is from RefSeq and is a predicted model, not a curated record. NCBI's taxonomy places the organism in Eukaryota, Fungi, Ascomycota, Dothideomycetes, Pleosporales, Pleosporaceae.
AUGGUGUGGUCUGGUAACUUGCACAAUGUUCCCCUGGACCCCAUUCGCGCCAUGUCUUGUACUCUAUGCACCUGCAUCUUACAUGGUUUUCACAUACACACACGUCCCCGCCCCCGGAAUCUCGCGGAUUUGAUUCCACUCCCCGGCCCCCUGCGGGAUCUAGGACGGAGGUUUGAAAUUUCUGCUGUGGAUUGA